CCCUCUAGCCAUCUAUCAGCUGCCUCUCUGUGGGCUAAAGCCAGGUAGGAGAGUAGAAAGACAGGCUGGGUGUAUACUGCAGCACAGUGGAGCACAGAGUUCCUACGUGUGAGAGUCGAUUUACAUAGUCAGUGCAAAUACAGUGUGGAGUAGAGAGGAGCUCAGUGGGAGUGGGAGAGACGUUUAACCACUCCAGACCAUGAACAUGGAGCGCCGGAGGUUCUCCCUCGACAGCUCAGUGUCCCUGGAGAAUGGUGGUGGAGGAGGUAGUCUGGGCCUUAGGAGAGGCAGCCGCAGUAAGAAGAGCAAAGAGAAGUGGAAGAGUCUAGAGGAGGCCCAGCUGGAGAUCCAGGAGCUGGGACACAGCCUGAACAGGAGCAACUCUCUCAGGUCAGAGACCAUAGAGGAGGAGAGCUUCCACCGGCCUGAUGGCGCCGUUGCCAAAAAUAGUUUUGUGAAAUACAACAAAACCUUCCACAAACUCUUCCGAGACAUUCCUACAGAGGAGAAACUAACUCACGUGUUCACCUGUGCCCUGCAGAAGGAGGUGUUGUAUCAUGGGAAGCUAUUUGUGUCUGUCAACUACAUAUGUUUUUACUCCUCCGUACUCCUCAAGGACACCAAGGUUGAGGUCCAUGUGUCCAGCGUAAAGGAAGUGAAGAAGCAGAACUCAGCCCUGUCUAUGCUCUCCAUCCGUACUACUGAUGGAAACAAGUAUUCGUUUGUGUCUUUGCGGAACCGGAGAAUGUGUUACGAAAUCCUGCAGUUUGUGUGUUCACAAGCACAGCUGGGGGAGCAGGUGGAGAGUGGCAACAGCAGUCCCCACUUCUCAGGAGAGAACAGCGUUGAUGGCGUGGAUCGGGACAUAGACACAAUCUCCAGCAAUUCCAGCCGGGAGGACAGUGUGGAGCGGAGCCUUCCUAUAGAGGCCGUCUACUCUGACCUGCCCAGCAGCGCUGACUCGUGGGUUUGGAUCGUCACUGAAAGGGUUAAAACCCUCCUCCUUAUCAGAGAUAUGCGCAACCUCAAUGUCCUCCUAUCCAUCUGUCUGUUUCUGGCGGUGUUGCUACUACUGUCGUCGGGGUACAUCGGUUUGCGGAUCGUAGCUCUGGAGGAGCAGCUGAGUUCUCUAGGAGCCCUGCCGGAGUUCUCCAUUCACCUCAGAGAGGAACAGGAAACAGCCUGAAGAGACCUACAGCCAGGGAGGAUUGGCCAUUUGGAUAUUCUGGCAAAUACCAGACGGGCUGAACCAUUUUUUGUUGGGUGGGCUGGUCGAAAAUUGACACUUUUUUUUUUAAACAUAGAAAAAGUGACAUGGCCGGCGGGCCAUAAGCUUGUUAAGAUAGAAAUUGUAAAAAAAAUUAAAUAAAAAUGUCUGUUAUACUAAUAUGCCCUGAGUAUACAAAACAUCAAGGUUUCUGCUAGGCUGAGGUCACACAAACUCACAUUGAAAGUCAAACACAGCAUCAGCAAAGAUGACCUGCUUCAACUCUCAUCAGUUAGACAGCCAAGAUCACGGAUCAUAAAAAAAAUGAAAAGGGUGCCUGUAAACGUAGAAAGAGCAUAUUCUACAUUGUCACCUCACUGAAAAACAUCCUAAUUUUGGGACAGCUAAAGCAAUGAUUUUGCUAAACAGUAAAGUGCAUUAUCCUCAUGAUUCUUAAUGAAAGUGUCUUCCCUCACUGGGGCUUGCUGCUGUGGUGCGCGAGCCACUUUCCUCUCCUUCCAUGCACUCGAGAGAAACAUUUAUUCUGAUCAUAUAACAUUUCAAAAUGAAAUUGCGGGGGGGGAAACACAGCUUUGGAAGCUUCGUCCAAUUGUCCCUGUCGAAGAGAGGAGGGUUUCAGCUUUCUGUAGGUAUAAUCUUUAUUUCUCAACAGCAACUAUUUUAUAAUCAAGACAUUUUAUAUGGCUUUGAGAUAUGGAGCGGAAUGUGCUCAAAACGGGCACGGGCAUAGGCCUAUAGGUUUCAUGGGUAGUAGCCUACAACUGUAAAGUUUUUUAGGACAUUACAUUUACGGUUGGAUGAAUACAUGGCUACUAGCAGUGGGCAUCACAGGCGGCUGGUGGCACCUUAAUUGUGGAAGACGGCUCAUAGUAAUGGCUACAACGGUGUUAAUGGAAUGGGAUCAAACACAUCAAAAACAUUGUUUCCAAGUGCUUGAUACCAUUCCAGCCAUCUUUAUGAGCCAUCCUCCCCUCACUAGCCUCCUGUGGUGGGUAAUAUAUUUUAGUUUGUGAUCUACUUAAUGUGUUUUGAGUUUACACUUCCUCAUGUGUUGAACCACAAAUUAAUUAGCCCAUGAUUUUAGAUAGUGCACAUAAAAGAUGUAAUUCAUCUCUUUGGAACAAAAAAAACUAAUAUGGAAAUUCUGGAGUACUAUUUUGACAGUAAAAUAGCAACUAUAGUCUAAUUGUGAACCCAAAAUUCAUGACAAUUACUGGAUUAGGUUGCACAUCAAAAUAUCUUGAAACAUGCAUUCAUGCUUAGACAUGUUUCUUGAGCUAGUGGCGUGCGCAGUGGUGGGCCGAUGUGAAUAAAAUGACAGGGGCGAAUUCUUGUCCCAGUCCGCCCCUGCCUAUAGUAGCAAGACUAAAUACCAAAGCCACAGUACAACAAACUACAGUAUAUAAAGGCUCUCAAUUAAAAUGUCAUCUCAUGAGCUGGUCAAUUGUUAAUAUAUAUUUGUGGGUCCCCUGAUCAUUUGAGGAGACAGAUCACUAAAACCUCAGUCCUGUCAGAAAUGUGGAAAACCUUGACUUCACACAAAGCAGCUUUUUUAUUUUUCCAGUCAGUCCACUCCUAAAAUCAAUUUGGCUUACUAUUCGUUGGUCUCAGUUUAACUGGUAAUGAAUGUUGUUCUUUGUAAAGGAAUAAUGUAAGUCAGACGUUAUUUUAAUCUGAAAUUUGCUGGCAAAUUAAAUUAUUUAAUGAUAGUGUAAAUUAAUUUCAGAUAACUUUUACUACUUAAUUAAUAGAAUGACUCCAUGGCAUCUGUCAGUGACACUAACAGGCCAGCAGGGGGCACUCAACUAUGAGCAAUAAAACAGAAAUACUGUACACCAUGAUUAGUACUAUCAAUCAGUGUAGUAUACUUUCAAUGUAUACAGGUGUAUUUAAAAUAAGCUACUUCUAAGCCAUUCAAAAAAAUAUUCAACAGUUCUUGAAUGUCUGUAAAUAAAAAUGUAUUGAUAGUUCAUACACAAGGCACUGUAAUUACAGUGGCAAGAAAAAAUAUGUGAACCCUUUGAAGUUACCUGGAUUUCUGCAUACAUUUUACAUAACAUUUGACAACAAUAGACACACAGUGUGCCUAAACUAAUAACACACAAAUUGUAUUUUUCUUGUCUAUAUUGAAUACAUCAUUUAAACAUUCACAGUGUAGGUUGGAAAAAGUAUGUGAACCCCGAGGCUACUGACUUCUCCAAAAGCUAAUUGGAGUCAGGAGUCAACUGACCUGGAGUCCAAUCAAUGACACGAGAUUGGAGAUGUUGGUUAAAGCUAUUGCCCUAUAAAGAUCUCACAAAAUUUGAUUUUGAUAUUCACCAGAAGCAUUGCCUUAUGUGAACCAUGCCUCGAACAAAAGAGAUCUCAGAAGACCAAAGAUUUGUUGACUUGCAUAAAGCUGGAAAGGGUUACAAAAGUAUCUCUAAAAGCCUUGAUGUUCAUCAGUCUACGGUAAGACAAACUCUAUAUAUGGAGAAAGUUCAGCACUGUUGCUACUCUCCCUAGGAGUGGCCGUCCUGCAAAGAUGCCUGCAAGAGCACAGCGCAGAAUGCUCAAUGAGGUUAAGAAGAAUCCUAGAGUGUCAGUUGAAGACUUACAGAAACCUCUGGAAGAUGCUAACAUCUCUGUUGGCGAGUCUACAAUACGUAAAACACUAAACAGGAAUGGUGUUCAAGGGAAGACACCAUGGAAGAAUCCCCAGCUUCUUGCUGCAUGUCUGAAGUUCCUAAAAGUGCACCUGGAUGUUCCACAGUGCUACUGGAAAAAUAUUCUGUGGACAGAUGAAACUACAGUUGUGGUGUUUGGAAGGAACACACAACACUAUGUGUGGAGAAAAAAAAGGCACAGCACACCAACAUCAAAACCUCAUCCCAACUGUAAAGUACGGUGGAAGGAGCAUCAUGGUUUGGGGCUGCUUUGCUGCCUCAGGGCCUGGACAGCUUGCUAUCAGACAGAAAAAUGAAUUCCCAAGUUUAUCAAGACAUUUCGCAGAAGAAUGUAAGGCUAUCUGUCUGCCAAUUGAAGCUCAACAGAAGUUAGGUGAUGCAACAUGACAACAACCUAUUAGACAGAUGUAAAUCAACAACAAUGGCUUGAACAGAAGAAAAUACACCUUCUGGAGUGGCCCAGUCAGAGUCCUGACCUCAACCCGAUUGAGAUGCUGUGGCAUGACCUCAAGAGAGCGGGUCACACCAGACAUCCCAAGAAUACUGUGGAAGUGAAACUGUUCUGUAAAGAUGGUCCACAAUUCCUCCUGACCGUUGUGCAGGUCUGAUCCGCAACUACAGAAAACAUUUGGUUGAGGUUAUUGCUGCCAGAGGGUCAAUCUGUUAUUAAAUUCAAGGGUUCACAUACUUUUUCCAACCUGCACUGUGAAUGCUUACACGGUAUGAUCAUUAAAGAGAUGAAAAAUUAUAAUUGCUUGUUAUUAGUUUAAGCAGACUGCGUUUGUCUAUAGUUGUGACUUGAAGAUCAGAUACAAUUGUAUGACCAAUUUAUGCAGAAAUCCAGGUAACUCUAAAAGGUUCAC
Messenger RNA from Salvelinus fontinalis (brook trout), 4757 nucleotides. Its product is annotated as GRAM domain-containing protein 2B-like. The transcript is spliced from 12 exons. The coding region runs from base 200 to 1186 and encodes 328 amino acids. Lineage: Eukaryota; Metazoa; Chordata; Actinopteri; Salmoniformes; Salmonidae. The record is from RefSeq and is a predicted model, not a curated record.